AUUUUUAAGUACUGUUUAUUGCCGCCGCCAUAGCAACAUGCGCAGCGGAUUUUAAUAACCAUUGUGCGCAUGUUGCCACAACGGCGAGCGGGAAAACAAAAUAAUUUUCGCGAACUAGGUAAAUAAACUGUCAUCUUCAUCAAGCUACUCUUGCUCAACAGUUAGUGCUGCUCGUGAAGCUGAUAUUAUGGGAUUAUUACAGUCUCUUAACUGCUUUUAUUCUAAAGGAGAAGCUAUUGCAGAUUGCAAUCAAUUGAAAUGCAAUGUAAAGUUUAUGGGAAGAACGCGCUCACAUUCUGGACUUGGAGAUGUCUGUAGGCUUUGCAUUGAAGCUUCUGCCAUAUCAAAAAAGAAACUCAGAAACAAGGAAAAGUUUCUAUUUGAGAUACAAGAUGAUCACUUUGUCAUUGAAGGAAAAAGAGGAACCAGGAAAUUAGCUCUUAGUUCUGUCACAAUCAUUAAAAGCAUCAUUAGUGAUAAAGCAUUUCUUGUUAUCAUAAAAAAUAAAGAUGGUACUUUCCAUGUGGAAAUCUACAGUUCUGCUGAAAAGGCUAAGAUGAACGAAAUAUGUGAUUUCUUCAAGACUCACCAAAGUGGUGUCUUUUCUGAAAUUUGUAACACCAACAAUAAUGAUAACGAAAUGCUUCCUGAUGAUCAAGCCUAUAGAUAA
This is a messenger RNA of Amphimedon queenslandica, 670 nucleotides long. RefSeq lists its product as uncharacterized. The record is from RefSeq and is a predicted model, not a curated record. The transcript has 5 exons. NCBI's taxonomy places the organism in Eukaryota, Metazoa, Porifera, Demospongiae, Haplosclerida, Niphatidae. The coding region runs from base 188 to 670 and encodes 160 amino acids.